AUGGCUGCCAGUCAGGGAGUCACCAUCAAGGCCGACGAGUACCCUUUCGUCCUCGUCGUCGACGACCAUAAUGACUUCGCUUUCUACUACGCUGGCACAAUGACCCAAGAUGGCAUGGCAAAGUCUCUGAUGAACCUCGAGUGUAUCAUGAGGGAGGACGUCGCCAUCGUCUUCGACAAUGAGUUGCACUUGUACCGUCUUAGCACCCUCAAGUCUGCCAUGACUCUUGCUGGAGAGCGCUACAAUCUUCUUUGCCGCACCACAUAUGAGGUGAACCAUGGAGACAUUGACUUGGCCAAUGUCUCCACCAACGGGUGUAAAGAUGGGAAUGUGGGCAGAGCCACCAGUCAAGAUACCACAACAGAUGUGGGCAGCGAAAAGGAGUGCCAACCUCGAAUUCCCCGACCUCGUAAUCAAUGGAUCAUCUAUCGUCAGAACCGUUCUCGCCAGCUCCACGAAGAAGACCCAACUCUCACCGCUGGACAAAUUUCGACCAUUGUCUCUACCAUGUGGCGCCGCGAGUCUCGUGAGGUCAAGGACUACUUCAAAAAUUUGGCCGAAGAGGAAGACCGGCAGCACAAGGCGAAGUAUCCUCAAUACAAAUACCAGGCCCGAAAGUCAGGUAUCAACAAGCGGAAGCACCAGCAAGUCUCUGCUUGAGAAGGUGGGAAAACGACAAGGAAGCCGGGCACAUGGUUCCGCUCAGCAAUUUCCUUUUCUCGUCACCCUCGGACACACCGGUCCAUGGAAAUCUC
Phialemonium atrogriseum is the source of this 755-nucleotide messenger RNA. Its product is annotated as high mobility group box domain-containing protein. The coding region runs from base 1 to 660 and encodes 219 amino acids. Gene Ontology annotation, biological process: regulation of transcription by RNA polymerase II; cell differentiation; anatomical structure morphogenesis. Gene Ontology annotation, molecular function: RNA polymerase II cis-regulatory region sequence-specific DNA binding; DNA-binding transcription factor activity, RNA polymerase II-specific. The transcript is spliced from 4 exons. The record is from RefSeq and is a predicted model, not a curated record. Lineage: Eukaryota; Fungi; Ascomycota; Sordariomycetes; Cephalothecales; Cephalothecaceae.